Molecule: messenger RNA, 1503 nt
Organism: Colletotrichum fioriniae
Lineage: Eukaryota; Fungi; Ascomycota; Sordariomycetes; Glomerellales; Glomerellaceae
Biological process (GO): proteolysis
Molecular function (GO): serine-type carboxypeptidase activity
Source: RefSeq, a predicted model, not a curated record
AUGCGCACAUCAAGUCUCAUUGCCGGUCUGACGGCUGUGCUCAGCUUGCCACUGAUUUCUGCCUACGUUCCGCCAAAGUCGCACCGGAGUCCGCUCCGUCGCGUCGCUCCUGGUCAUGCUGAGGUGCAAGCUCCGCCACGGGCGAUUAUGCGUCGCAGCAGCACCUUGCAGUACUUCAACAACAAGACGAGUGCUUUUUACGUUGAUGGAACGGGAAUCCCGGACGUUGACUUCGAUGUCGGCGAGAGUUACGCCGGUCUCAUUCCCGUCGAUGCUUCGAAGCCCGAGAGUGAGCAGCAGAAGAACUUCUUUUGGUUCUUCCCCACCGAGAACCCUGCUGGCAAGGACGAUGUCAUUAUCUGGUUCAAUGGUGGCCCGGGAUGCUCCUCCAUGGAAGGAUUCAGCAGCGGUAAUGUCACUGCCACAGACAACGCCGAGACGGCAGACCAGUUUGUCAGUUUCUGGAAGAACUUUGUCAAGACUUUUGACCUGCAGGGCAAGAAGAUCUAUAUUGCCGGCGAAAGUUACGCCGGAAUCUAUGUGCCCUAUGUCGGCGCCGCCAUGCUUGACAAGAAUGACACCACGUACUUCGACGUCAAGGGCGCGGUCUACUACGACCCAGUCAUGCCUUAUGAUGACGCGAUGAACUUCGAUCACGCCGCUUUCCCGUCAUUCUACCGCUACUGGAAGAAUGUGUUUGCGCUUCCCAGCGGUGCCGACAAGCAGAUCGAGCAAGACGCCAAGAACUGUCAAUUGGACGCGUACUUCAACAAGCACUUGGCCUACCCCCCGCCUGCGCGUCCUUGGCCAGUGGCGAACGUGAAGGAGGAGUGCGAUAUCAUUGCGCACUUUGACGCGAUCUCAACAAUCAUCAACCCUUGUUUCAACGGAUACCACAUCCUCGAUACGUGCCCCGUUCUCUGGGACGUUUUGGGCUUCCCAUCCAUCAUGUACAGCCCUCCCAACACCACCUUGUACUUCAACAGACCCGAAGUUAGAAAGGCGAUCCACGUUCCCGUGGACUACCCUACGUGGAGCGAGUGCCAGGACCCCGUCUUCGUCGACUACAAUGACAACUACAACGGCACCGAGCACGAGGAGAAGUUCCAAACGCUUGUGGAGCGCACCAACAACGUCCACGUUGGCUCUGGCCUGGCAGACUACGUGAUCAAACCCAAUGUCACUACUCUGGCUAUUCAGUACGUCAAGUGGAACGGCUUGCAGGGCUUCCAGAAGCAGCCUUCAGAGGAUCUCCUCAUUCCUACAGUCAACAAUGUCGACGAGAACGUUCCUAGCUGGGCUGGUGCUAAUGUCCAAGGUUCCGUUCACACGGAACGCGGCUUCACCCACUCCACUGCCAAGAUUAGUGGCCACAUGGUGCCGCAGUAUGCCCCCAGCGUCGCGUUCAGACACAGUGAGUUCAUGCUUCGCCGCGUGGACUCGUUGUCUGCCGGUGCACCAUGGUCUGUCAACAUUUCAACCACUUUCCAGUGGCCCUACUAG